AUGCCGGAAUAUCAGCGGGACCAUUCGCACGACGGGGCAGACCCACCAGGCCGGCCGCACGGCCAGAAUCAGAACCAGAACGAGAGGCCGCCGUCUUUUGGCGCGAGUAGGAAUUCCAGUUCGCCGUUGGCUUCGUCGGCUGGCGAUGCCAGUGACGGGAUCAGUGCGCUGCCGUCGUCGAAUUCCCGGCCUCAGCAGCAGCAGCAGACUGGUUCAGAGCCCAUUGCUCGAAGAGCAAGAGGGUAUAGUUUGAGAAGCCAGUUGUUUGCCAAGUCGAUGAUGGCUGCUACGAAAGAUACUCUGUCAUUUUCGAGCAGCAGCCAGCCGAAACCGGUCGAUUCAGGGGUAGGUGCAGGACCCGGUACAUCCCAUUUGGAUGCCGGUAGCAACUCUGAGGACCCUGGAAUGGAACUGACCGAGUCUUUCCACACCGGUAAUAAUCAAAAUAACCCUUUUAGCAUUGGAAAUGCGAAUAACAAUCUCGCCAAUAACAACAACAGCAGUAAUAGAGACGAGAGCUAUGCCGACAGACCGCCAUCAAUAGAGCUUCUCCAGCUUGACGACAACAAUAACAGCAGCAACAAUAACAGUAAUAAUAACAUGUUGCUGCACCCCACAGCAUUUCACCGCCAUGUCCAUUCGACCACCAGUAGCAAUAUCAAUGAUGACAGUGGACUAAUUAAGAAGAAACACGGUAACAACAGCGUCAACGCAUCGAGCUCCGAUCUGCUCCCGAACUACUCAUCAUGGGCUCGUAAUAAAGGCACUCGACGGUUCAACAGAAUGUUCUCGGGUUCACCAACCCUGAAACGAAAAGGUCUGGCAUGGUUCACAUCGGCCAGAGAGUUCGUUCUCAACAAAAAGAAGAUGCCCGAGAGCACUGGCGGCCGAGGCAUCCCCAUCCAAGUCAAACCCCGCAACACGCCGCCUCUAAUCGACGACCGAACAAACAAACCCCACUGCGACAACAACAUCACGUCAUCCAUCUACACCCCCUACAACUUCCUGCCUCGACAGAUCAUCUUCCAGUUCUCUAAACUGGCCAAUGUGUAA
Messenger RNA from Sugiyamaella lignohabitans, 1053 nucleotides. It is a transcript of the gene DNF3, whose product is annotated as aminophospholipid-translocating P4-type ATPase DNF3. The coding region runs from base 1 to 1053 and encodes 350 amino acids. The transcript has a single exon. The record is from RefSeq and is a predicted model, not a curated record. Lineage: Eukaryota; Fungi; Ascomycota; Dipodascomycetes; Dipodascales; Trichomonascaceae.